ACAUCUCGCGAUCAUCAUCAUCAUCAUGAGAAUUAUGAAUCAUCAAGCUAUGGGGUAAAUCAUCAUCCACAAUAUCAACAUCAACAACAACAGCAACACUCAAACACGUCAACAUUCUCACGUCAUUCCAUCAACACACCAAUAAGUUCCCCGCCUAUGUCGCCUGGAAUGAAUCAUUACAACUCACAACAUCAAUACCAAAGUACCAGCACCAAAUUACUAUUGGAACAAAUCCUUAGCACUACCAGAAAUCCUGACAAACUACCAAUGAUUGUAAAGCCUUCACAUGGCGGUUAUUGGAUCGAUUGUGGACAAAUUGAUUAUGAUGAUGAAACUGAUCAUGCUGAGAAUGAUUUUAAUGACGACAACAAUAACAACAACAGUCAAGAAGACAAGUUUGAGAAUGAAGGUGAAGUUAAUCGAAUGAUGGAGAUUAAGAUUGAAACAAAUGACUUGGCACGCUGCUAUCGGCAGCAUUUCUACGGUCGUGAACAUUCCAAUUUAAUUGGAUUUGAUGAGAAUCAAGGUCCAGUGUUGAUGUCAAUCAAGCCUGAGUCAAUUGCAAAUCAGCCGCAAUUGAGAAUCUUGUUACGUCUUAAAAGCGGAACAAUGCAUGAGAUCAUUCCAACAUCAUGUCUUGGUGAGAAUGCGACACCGAUAAAGAUCAGUCGAUUGUUGAAUGAUCAACUGCAAGUCGACUCAUUCACACCUAUAAUGUGUCCAAUGGCAUCGAAUCUCAUCGCUGCUUAUGAUGAACAUCAACUUGUUAUUAAUUUCAAGUUUGGCAUUUUGUAUCAGAAAUUCGGUCAAACGAUUGAAGAAGAAUUAUUCUCGAACAAUGAAACAUCACAAGAGUUUGAAGAUUUCCUGGCUUUGUUAGGCGAGAAGAUUAAACUGAAAGAUCAUAAAGGCUACAGAGGUGGAUUAGACAUUCAAAAUGGUCACACUGGUGAUGCAGCAAUUUAUGAAGUAUUUGAAGAUCGCGAAAUUAUGUUUCAUGUAUCGACGAUGCUUCCAUUCACCAAUGGCGAUCCCCAACAACUCCAAAGGAAACGUCAUAUCGGAAACGAUAUUGUUGCGAUUGUCUUUCAAGAGAAGAACACGCCAUUCUCACCCGAUAUGAUUGCUUCGCAUUUUCUUCACGCUUUUGUUGUCGUACAACAACACACGAGAUCGAGUUACAAGAUUUCAGUUGCCGCACGCGAUGGCGUUCCAUUCUUUGGACCAGCAUUGCCAAGAAAUGGAAUCAUUGGAAAGAAACAAUUGAAAGAGUUUCUUCUCACAAAACUUAUUAAUGCUGAAAAUGCUUGUUACAAAGCAGAAAAGUUUGCAAAACUUGAAUAUAGAACAAGAUCGUCACUUCUUCAAAAUCUUGUUGAAGACUUACGUGAUAAGACGAAAGAUUUCCUUGGCGUUGAUCCUGUGACACAACCAGAAUCACCAGCAAAAGAUAAAGAAAAAGAUCAAUCGAAAGCAGAAAGUUCUGGUGGUGCAAGUCGCUUUAUAGACACCGUUAAGAAAGCUUUGAUAUCUCGUGUCAGAUCACAAUCAACAGCGGACGGAUCAAACACAUCAACACUUCCAAAUGGAAAGAAACAUCAGAAUCAUAUAAGCUUUGAAAAUGAUCCAAACAUCAACCGAACACCAUCAUCAAAGUCAAGUAAUUUCUCAUCUUCAAGCUCAUCAAUGGCAACUUUAGAGAAGAAAUCACCAGCAACAUCAAACAAACUCCCACAUCAACAGUCAUUGCCAACACCUCAAGUAUCACAUCACCAAUUGCAACAGCAGUUGUCGCAAUCAUCGGUACAAAACAAGAUCAUCAGUAAUGGUGAGUCGAUGCAAGUGUCAAAUGAACAACAAAGCGACAACUCGAGUUUAUAUAGUGUGGAACUUGAACCAUUGAAUGAUGGUGAACAUCGAUUCAAUGACAGUGAUCCCGGCUUUGGAUCUAUGUCAUCAUCAGAACAAGCGCAGAUGACGAACAAUCAACUCAUAAGACAGAAUCAAAUAAACGCUGAACAACAGGAAGUGCAUCAAAAAGAAGUUGAAGAGUUGAAACAGGAAAUAACGAAAUUGAAGUGUGAUAAAUUAGAUUUGUUAAGGCAGAAUGUGACAUGUCAACGUGAUAUCAAACGUCUAAGAGAACGUGAACUUUCACUUCAAGGCGACCUUUCUGCUGCCAGCAAAGAAAUUCUUCGACUUCGCGAACUUCUGCAAGAAUUCACAGCAACAGCAGCUGGCAAUAGCACUACAAUUGUUACCAACACAACAACGACCAUGUUGUAAACUCACAGAGUUUAUUUAUAUCAAAUCAUAAGAAACCUAAGAGACAACAAAUCAGGGUAAUUUAAUGCUUUGAAACCAAAAAAAAGAAUGAAAACGCAAUUCAACAUAAAGAUCUUGGAAGUUCAUAAAAAUAAAUAAUUUUCCCAGCAUUCAUGAGUUGCGUGAUGUGAGUUAGUGAAUGGGGAGUGAGGAGAAGGGAGAACUUUGAAAUUUCCCAAACUCAAAGCUCAGUUUUUUUAUUAUUAUUUCUUAUAUUGUUGUGUUAUUCAACGAAGGACAGUUGUUUUCAUUUUUGUUAAUAUUUUUUGAAGUUUGCGAAAGCAAUAAUAAACCAAAAAAAAAAAUCCACACGAUGACAAUCGCGUUUGUUUAUCACGCUCUCAUAUCUUGUGUCUCGUUUUGUAAAGUUUUAUGAUAGAUACUUACAUAUUUCUGAACUGAGAACGAACAAAUUUAGCUGAAUAUUUAAGACUCCACAACGACUGCUACUCCCACCAUGAACACAAUUUUGUCGACAGACAACAAAAAAACUUUAAUUCAAUGUCGUUGUUGCUGAUUGCAACAAGACAAAUCUUAUUUCUCAUUGAGAAGGAAAAAUGAAUUAAACUUUUCCAGUUUAUGUUUUUCAUUCUUCUUUUCUUAUCAACUGUGACAAAAGUCGAGCACCACUGGCUGACUCGCUUUGUCUUUUUGUCUAUGUGACAAUUUACAUGCGAUAAGAACUUAAAAGGAAAAAAAGCAGAAAAAAGAAAAUUAGAAACCAUAAAGAUAUUCAAACAAAAUGCUUUUAUGUAUAGUUGUCGUGUGUGUCGUGUGUAGAUAUUUGGAAAUCAUCACAAUCAGAAAAGGAAAGUAAUUAGAAUCUUUGCCCACUUAAAAGCUAUUGAAGGAAGAAUCUUUUGGGAAUGUCACAAAUUUUUUGAGAGAGAAAAAGAAAGUUUUUUACACAAACAAAAAUGUUUAAACAUGAAGACUGCUUUUUUUGGGACUUUUUUGACAGGG
This is a messenger RNA of Clunio marinus, 3288 nucleotides long. The record is from the annotation of a GenBank genome assembly. Lineage: Eukaryota; Metazoa; Arthropoda; Insecta; Diptera; Chironomidae.